Vicia villosa (hairy vetch) is the source of this 1992-nucleotide messenger RNA. RefSeq lists its product as uncharacterized. The transcript has a single exon. The record is from RefSeq and is a predicted model, not a curated record. Bases 1 to 1992 code for a protein of 663 amino acids. Gene Ontology annotation, molecular function: RNA binding. Lineage: Eukaryota; Viridiplantae; Streptophyta; Magnoliopsida; Fabales; Fabaceae.
AUGGCUGGUAACGAUUCUUCAUUGGAGGGGAAAUGGCACAACGUAAGGAAGAAACAUUUUAGAUCUUGGGUUCCUACUUGGGACGUAUUCACAAAGGGAAAGGCGAAGCAAGGAGCUAAACUGGAAUCGAUUUUUGUGUCUCAUUUUCCUGUUAGAUGUGAGGCAAAGGAUCUGUUUCAGGUGUUUGGAUGCAUUGGGGAGAUUGUAGAGGUGGCUAUUUCACCUAGGAGGAACAAGGCAGGCAAAAGGUUUGGUUUCGCUAGGUUUGCAGAAGUUUCGGAUGCGCGUUUGUUGGCGGUGAAAGUCGACAAUGUGAUGUUCGACGGGGUCAAGAUUCAUGCUAAUGUGCCGAGGUUUUCGAGGAACAGUGCCGGGGUUUUACCGCGAGGCAAGUGGAGGAAUGAGGAGGAUCAUUUGCAUAACCAGGGAGGUCAGGGUCAUCUGAGACAGGGGUUCUCAAGGGGGUUUGUUCAUCCGACCAGGGACUAUCGCUCGUUCGCGGCCGUUGUGGCAGAGGAGAGUGCCGGUGUGGGCAAGGCGGCGAAUACGAAAACUCUUUUAGCUUUCUCCUCUAAAGCUGAAGACAGAGAUAGGCUGUCAAAGUCUUUGGUGGGGACGUUGCGAAUUCCGGGUUCAGGCAGGGGGAUUGAACAGAGGAUUGAAAGAUCUGGGUUUUUUGCUAUAAAAGCUAUUCCGCUUGGGGCUACAAAAUGCUUGUUGGAAGAGAGGGAGGAGGGAGCUUUGGGGGAUUUUAUAAAGGAGGGUAAGGAAUGGUGGCAGGAUUGGUUUUCUGAUGUGUCUGUUUGGAAGGAAGAUAGUUUCGACCAUUUCAGAACGGUGUGGAUUCGGAUAUGGGGUGUUCCGGUGGUGGCUUGGAAUUCUGAAUUUUUUCAAUCUCUGGCCAAAGAAUGGGGCACGCUGGUUUGUGUGGACGAAGCAACUGCGAACCGUUCUUCUAUGGAGAUGGCAAGGUUACAAGUGUUGGUGAAAGUUGGCGUGGUUUUUCCGGAGCUUGUGGAAGUUUCAAUUGAUAACAGAGUGACUAUCCUGGCAGUCCAAUUGGAAUCAUUUUUAUCCCUCAAAAGUUCAGGUAAUCACAGCAAUAUAUCUAAUAUUUCCGCUUCUUCGGACUCUAUUAGUUCCGAUGGCUUGUGGUCGGAAGAGUUUGUAGAUGUGGAGGAGGAGUCAGUUGAUAGCAUAGAAACUUUCUCAACUGUGUUGAGGGAGGUUGAACCGGUUUUGGUCAGGAAAACUGUCGCGGUUGUGGGAGGGAUUGAUGGGUCGGAAGAGGUUUCGGGGGCAGGAGAUUCUGGGGGCUCUUUUGUUCCAAACUCUGCAGGAAAGUCUCCGAUAGGUUGUUUUGAUGAAGCCGUGAGAUCUGUCGAUCAAUCGGCAAAGGGUGUCAUAGGCAUUUCUGAUUUACCUCAGGCUGAGGCAGAGGCACUUAAAGGGGCGGAUUUGAGUAAGGAGUCUGGCGAGGCGGAAACACCAGGGCCUCCUACCGGUGGGGUGGCAGCUGUUAGAAAGUCUUUUACAGGGGCUGGUAUAGUUUCAAAGAACUUUGUGACCUGUCCCAAAAGUGUGAAAUUUAAAAAACUUUUGGAGUUAGGGGCUGGCAGUUGCAUGAAGAAAAGAAAGAAUGUUAAAAAUAGGGAGUCCAAGAAAUCGGCUGGGGCCUGUUCUAAGAAGAAUAGGGGAGGGGUUUCUUUGGUGUCGGAAGAUUUUUCUCAAGUUGGGGCGGAAUCUAAUCAAGAUGAAGCCGAGGGGAUUUGUUACGAAAACCUAGCGGAGGGUGAUUUGAUUGGAAAAAACAAUUCUAAACAAUGGGAUUUGGUUAGUAAAGGAAUGGAGGGCAAUUUGAAGGUGGCAUUCGAAGACUUGGGGUUGAGUAAUCUGAAAGACCGUUUUUGCAUCACCAAGAGGAGAGGGAUAUUGGAUCUUGAUGAAAACUUAGUUAAUGAUUCAAGGAAGGAGUUUUCUACACCGUUUUAA